Triplophysa dalaica is the source of this 2510-nucleotide messenger RNA. It is a transcript of the gene tmem229b, whose product is annotated as transmembrane protein 229B. The transcript has 3 exons. Bases 373 to 1023 code for a protein of 216 amino acids. The record is from RefSeq and is a predicted model, not a curated record. NCBI's taxonomy places the organism in Eukaryota, Metazoa, Chordata, Actinopteri, Cypriniformes, Nemacheilidae.
UUCAAUACCACACCAGCUGCCUAUUCAGGCAGCAUUCUCAGGCAUCAGAUGCGCGUGCAUCACCUUUGACUACCGCAUCCGGCUCCGUCAGCUGAGGCUCGUGUGAGCUAAGCCGACUUGACGGUCAAAAUGUUGUUGAGGUAGGCGGCUCGGUAGUUUUUGAGACGCAGCCGCGAUCUGAGCAUGUGCUAUUACUGCUGCAGUGGAGUAAAAUAUGUCACUUAUCACCGGACAGCGGCUGGAGGACACAGAGACGCACGCAAAUGCACACAUACGGGCAACCGGUGCAACGAUUCUCAGUGUAAUUUUGUUUAAAAAGCAAAAUGAUGCACGAAUUGUCUACAUCUACGGCGGAGGAGGAAUAACACGUACAUGAUAGCACAACAACCCAGCACCAAAGCUUGGAAGUCCUGCACUCCCCGACCUAUACAGACGGAGUUUAACAACACACAUCAAGGGAAAAGAAGGAAGAUGGUAACCAUGGCAACAACAGCGACCCCCAAACCACUUACGGCCCUCUCCCGGUGGUAUCUGUACGCCAUCCACGGCUACUUUUGUGAAGUCAUGUUCACGGCUGCAUGGGAGUUUGUGGUCAACCGCAACUGGAAGUUUCCGGGCGUUACUAGCGUAUGGGCGCUCUUUAUCUAUGGAACGUGCAUCUUGAUUGUAGAGCGCAUGCACCUUUGUCUGCGGGGCCGCUGCAACGUCCUGCUCCGCUGCAUCAUUUACACAUUAUGGACUUACCUAUGGGAGUUUGGUACAGGUCUGCUGCUAAAGCAGUUCAAUGCCUGUCCCUGGGACUACUCUGAGUUUAAAUAUAAUUUCAUGGGCCUGAUCACAGCAGAGUAUGCUGUGCCCUGGUUCUGCGCAUCCUUUAUCGUGGAGCGCCUGGUGAUACGCAACACGCUGCGCUUGCACUUCAACGAGGUUGCCGAACCCUGCCGGGCAGAAGAGCAAGAAAUGGGACAAAGAGGAGCCAGACUAGGAGCAACCAGCUCCAAUGGGUAUGUGAAGAUUGAGUGAAGCCACAUUGUCCACAUCGGAAAGAUUAGUCGUCUCUGACACUCUCCCAACACCCACAACUCUAUCCACACAUCUCUAUCUCUCACCCACCUGCUUUCGGGGAAAGAGUCGUUUGGACACAUCUGGCGUAGAGACAAUCGGACUGUGAUAAUCUUUUGUACAGCUGGCUUAUUUGGAGGAACAUUUGUUUGCCAGACUAGCGCACCAACAUACACUGCCCUUGAUUUGGGCAUCGGGGAGUUCUCAUAAAGGUUUGUUAGUGGGAGUGGCGUCCGGUGACAAACAAAUAACCCUCCACCUAUGCCUGUUCCACACCGUCCCUACCCAACCAGUCCAUCCACUUCAGAAACUCUGGGAGGAGACAAAAACAAAAUGAUUCGUGUUCCAUUGAGGCUAUGUCAUCUUAAUUACAUGAAAAAACAUGAACAUAGACAACACUUGUAGAGGGACGAAAAGAAAUAUAUCAAAUGCUUUUAAAAAGCUUGAAUAUACGAGCAGUGUCCAUGAUGUGUAUUUAGUAUCAAAUGCAAAUAAUUGUCAGGAUAAAAGCUUACCUUUUGAACUUUUGUUUGUGAUAUUUAUUAAUAUCUAAAUCUAGUUAAGGAAUAUUAUGAAAAUACUUCAAAUAUUGCAUUGUGUAUAUAUAUAUAUAUAUACAUAUAUACACAUGAAGAGUGUGGUUCCAAAAUGAUGUAACUCAACUUAAAAAAUCUUGUUUUUAUUAUAUUAUCAUGUUUUUAUUGUGUUUUGUUGUGUUAGUUGGCUGUGUGUUUUGAAUUACUAUGGCUUAAAUCAAAACCAACCUACAGCAGUUUGAUUGAUAUUAAUUGGAAUGAACAAUAAAAAACAUGAUUUUUAAAAAUCUCAUUUUGGAACCAAACUCUUCAUAUAUACUGUAUACCCUAAAGCAAUACCUUGUACUUGAAUUUAGUUUUAUACCGUAAAAAAUUGCAUCGGUGCUUGAACAUGCAUGAAAGUCGUCUUCCGCAUUUUCAUAUACUGUGAUCUGUAAAUUAGUUUCUUCCAUUUUUAACAUUUUCUUAUGGGCAUUAUCACAUAAUGAAGGAGUACUGUAUUGCUUUUACAUAGAUUGCUUAAACAGUAUCACGUCAUUACACUGGAGAGAGUUUGUUAGGAUUAGAUGUGUAAAUGAAGUGAACUGGUCAUUUUGAGAGAUCUGAUGAUACUGUAACAAUACAGACAGGUUCACUGACCUCAGGAAUGUCUAUGUUAUUUAAUUCACUUAUGUAUAUGUAAAGUCGCUCAUGUUGUGAAAAAAAUAGUAUGUCUAAUAUUUGAAAAUGUCAAUAUUACUCACAAUGACUUGAUAACAGCAUGGUAAUAGUUACAUAGUCUGCCAGAAAGCUUUGUUAAACAUCUGUAUUGGUUGGUGCUGCUGACCAAAAAAAAAACUGUAUUUAACCAUCUAAAUCACAUUUGUAUGAUCCAUUUCAAACUACGUCUGAAUAAAGGAAUGAAUGAUUUUA